AUACCUCAUCCCCAUGUCCACAGAGCACCUCCUAGGAGACAUAGGCGCGGUCCUCACAGCGUUUAUCGCCUCCGAGGACCACCCAAGACGAGAGGCUGAGGCGCACCUCCAAAGGCUGGCAGUCGAGCAGCCCGCUGAAGUCCUUCUCGUACUCGCUCAGGUGGGGGCACAGGGUGUAGGAGGUUUUCAGCUCGAUCACCGUCUUCUCGCCCUAAUUCUUCUCAAGCGUAUGGCAUUCAAACCAUUGGAAGGACUUUUUCUCAAUCCUCAAAGUCAGAAACCAGCAGCUCCAUUUGAUGUAGUCCGUGAAACCAUUCGUGGGCGGAUAGAGACCGUCAUAUGUGCUGGCAUCAAAGAUGAAAUGGACGUCAGAAUGAGAAAAGGCCUAGGAGCAUGUGCUGCCAACUGGGCGCAUGAAUGCGCAAUCAGACACCGCCCAUUGUUACCUCUUCCACCGGUCCUCCUUGAACUUACAGCAUCUCCUCACCCCUUUCACCGCUUCACUCCAUUCCAGCUUCUAGACCUGACGCCCACACUACUAGUUGACUCUGUCAGGGACCCUAUCCCUGCUGAGCAAUUAGCGCAGAUGUUACAGGCCGGGCUGAACGACCCUAGCGUAGAUGUGAGAGUUGAAGCCAUGAAAGCUGUCAGGAGUGUCCUGAUGGAGGGUGUGACGGGCUCGGAGAGGAGCGAGAUUGGGGCGAACCUGGUUCUCCAUUCUUUCGAAACUCUCCGUAAUCUACCACCCGCACUGGUAUCUCAUGCGUUGAUUCCACUGGUCGACCUUGCAUCCGCCCACCCCAGUCUAUUCAUGACAUCUCUCAAUCCCAUUUUAUCAUCCCUCCUGCCACUCCUUGCUCCUCCUGCGCAAGAAACUAAUUUACCACCUUUCCAAUUUUCUCCAUAUCCUCCACACAACAUGACUUUUGAUGAGUGGGAAGAUAUUUCCAAUCCUGCUACAGAAAUCAUCUUAUCGUUGACGGAAUUGCGACCGUCACAUAUAUCUGAAUGGGAAAAUGGGAGAGCAGUAAAGGAGAUGAUUGGUUUAUUGCUGGCAAGGCAGGUGGUGACAUUCGGAAACGAUUCCCAAGAAUGGUUAGAGACCAAAGAUCUGGAUGCGGAGGCAGACGAGUAUCCUGUACUUGCAGAAGAGAGUCUUAGUCGUUUAUCAAUGGCUCUUGGGGGUGAACUCGUCUUGCCCACACUAUCACAACAAGUCCAGGCGCUUCUCCAACAAGAAGACUGGCGUUGUCGAUUUGCUGCCAUCUCUGGUAUCUCUAGCAUAGCCGAAGGCUGUCUCGAUGAGCUGCAAGCUGGUUUGCGUGAAGUUCUUGCUAUGCUUUCUUCAGCAGCAAAAGAUCCUCAUCCACGGGUGCGAUACGAAUUCCUGCAAUGUCUUGGCCAACUGUCUGCCGAUCUUGAGGGAGCUCUGCAAGAGAAUUUCGCCGAUGAUGUCCUGCAAAUCUCUUUGGCCUUACUUGACGACCCUGUUAUGAGAGUCCGUUCGCAUUCAGCGGCAUCACUUACAAACUUUUUUCAAGAAGCAAGUCCUCGUCAUUUUGAAAAAUACCUCGAGCCCGUCGUUUGUGGACUCUUGAAUCUCUAUCAAAGUCAAGUCUUGUACGCGCAAGAUCAGGCCCUUGCUACUUUGGCUACGGUGGCUGCUGCGGCCGAAAAGAUGUUUACGCCCUUCUACCGUAAUAUCAUGGACCUCUGUUUCAUGAUACUUUCAAAUCCUGUAAUUACCGAUGUAGCGCAACGCAAGCUUCAAGGAAGAGCUAUGGAGUGCGGUACCUUGCUUGGUAUGGCGGUGGGCAAGAAUACAUUUGGCACCGACGCCGUCAAACUGUCACAGUUGAUGAUCACCAUUCAAAAUCAAAUAGUCGACGCAGAUGAUCCUCGCUCAGGCUACCUAAUGGAUGCAUGGUCAAAUGUCUGCCAAUCACUGGGUGCAGCGUUCGAACCUUUUCUGCAAUACGUGGUGCCGAACCUGCUCAAGACGGCGUCUUAUAAGCCUUCUGACUCUUCAAACGAGACGGGGGAAGAUGAUACCGGCGGUGCGCACACAUAUGAAAUUGAUCAGAAGAUCAUGGCAUUUGAGAGCUUGACGACGUAUGCUUUCCAGAUGCGGGGGAAAUUUGCACCUUGGUUGGCACCGUGCAUGCAGCUGAGCUUGAACGAGCUGAGCUGUUCAUUCUCCGAGGACGUGAGAGAAGCCGCUGCAUUCUUGGUACCGGGACUUCUCCAAGUCGCAAAAGACUCCAAAGUGUGGGCGGACGCGCCGUACAAUCUUACCCAAGUCUUUCAACAGCUUGUCAAUGUAAUUGUCAAGACUGACGAUAUCGGUUAUACCGCUCUACUGUAUAAAUCAUUCACCGAUUCCCUCCAUGUGAUUUCCGCCCCGUUCCCUGCCGAGCUCACGACGCAACUUUUAAAAUCGGGACAUGCCGUGUUGCACACCAUUGCCCAGACACGGGCGGACCGCGAGGCUCAAGAGCCAUACAUGGACGAGUCGGAUAAAGAGAUUUAUCUUGAAGAGCAAAAUGAGGAAGAGGCGUGUUUGACACAGUUGAGAAAAGCGCUGGAGAUGGUUAUCAAGGUGGGGGAUUCGAAUGCGGGUACGGAACAGGGAGCGUUGGCGAAUGGUUUGAGGGAAGAGUUGCAAGGUGCGCUAGAGAUGGUGAGAGAGGUCAAGAAGAGGGGUAUGAAGGGUGAUGGAGAAAAGAGGUUUGGUUGAAAUAGCUAAUAUAUCACGUCUUGACGAGAACGAAUUAGUUUUUAUAAUUAAAUACCAGUUUUAUAUCAACUGUAGUCUGGGGAAUU
Messenger RNA from Cryptococcus deneoformans JEC21, 2823 nucleotides. RefSeq names its product protein carrier, putative. Gene Ontology annotation, cellular component: cytoplasm; nucleus. Lineage: Eukaryota; Fungi; Basidiomycota; Tremellomycetes; Tremellales; Cryptococcaceae. The record is from RefSeq and is a predicted model, not a curated record. The transcript has 17 exons. Gene Ontology annotation, biological process: protein import into nucleus. Gene Ontology annotation, molecular function: nuclear import signal receptor activity. Bases 14 to 2737 code for a protein of 907 amino acids.